This is a messenger RNA of Chinchilla lanigera (long-tailed chinchilla), 872 nucleotides long. RefSeq names its product polymerase (RNA) II (DNA directed) polypeptide J, 13.3kDa (gene Polr2j). The record is from RefSeq and is a predicted model, not a curated record. Bases 65 to 418 code for a protein of 117 amino acids. The transcript is spliced from 4 exons. Gene Ontology annotation, molecular function: protein dimerization activity; DNA binding. Gene Ontology annotation, cellular component: RNA polymerase II, core complex. Gene Ontology annotation, biological process: transcription by RNA polymerase II. Lineage: Eukaryota; Metazoa; Chordata; Mammalia; Rodentia; Chinchillidae.
AGUCGCGUUGUAGGGCUGUGACGUCGGCGGCCACUUCGAGUCCGGACAGGGCCGCAGCGCCAGAAUGAACGCCCCGCCAGCCUUCGAGUCGUUCUUGCUCUUCGAGGGCGAGAAGAAGAUCACCAUUAACAAGGACACCAAGGUACCCAAUGCCUGUUUGUUCACCAUCAACAAAGAAGACCACACCCUGGGGAACAUCAUUAAAUCGCAGCUGCUGAAGGACCCACAGGUGCUGUUUGCUGGCUACAAAGUCCCCCACCCCUUGGAGCACAAGAUCAUCAUCCGUGUGCAGACCACCCCGGACUACAGCCCCCAGGAGGCCUUCACCAAUGCCAUCACUGACCUCAUCAGCGAGCUGUCCCUGCUGGAGGAACGGUUCCGGGUGGCCAUCAAAGACAAACAAGAAGGGAUUGAGUAGGCAGCUGCAAGUUUCAUGCGGUCUGGGAGCCCCGUCCCUGCCCUGCCCUGAACCUUGCUCCAGGCACAGCGCCGAGGACAGCAGCCAGGCUCAGCUAUAGCCCCAGGGAUCCUCUGGUGACCCCAGCCCUGACACUGAGGUGUCCUGUACACAGCUCCAUCCUUCUAAUCAGGUGUGGCAGGAAGCAGAGGUGGCUUCACAGCAAGUGGACCGUCAGGUUCCAGGAAGGCAGACAGCCUGUCAGACACCCUGAUUGUGGAACCUGGGGGCUGCCAGCGAGGCAGGGUGGAGCAGAAGGGACCUGAGGGCCUGUCCACGCUCUGUUCUGGAAGUUCGGCCAGGCCUGCCUGACUUAUAGCAGGAGCCGGGAUGGGCCCACAGGACAGCACACAGUUCUCCACAGGCUGCUUGGCCGUAGCAGAAAAUUUAAUAAAAAUACUCGCUGAUAAAAAAA